AGGGUACUGAAGUGAAUUGUCAUUGUUUAUGUUUAAACAGGAAAUAUGUUUUCACCACCAAAUACUACAUGGUUGGAACGUAUGCAAUCAAUAAAUGCCCAUUGUGCUUAUAAAAUGAAAACACUUCCUACAUUUGUAAUAUAACAUAGCCAUACAAAAUAAUAUUUUCGGAAAAUCCAUGACUCAGUCAAGGUUAUGCAAGUUAGUUUUGGAAACCUACACAUGCUAUUUAUAUCUACUUUAUAUAAGGAAGUUUACGUGAUAAUGGACAUAACAGAAAUUUAAGAGAUGCUGAUAGAACCGUCGGAUAUAUACUAUUCACAAGACAGUAUAUCUAAAUACUUCGACAGAAGAUCAUUACAUGGGACACAAACGAUCGGACAAACGUUAGAUCAAGUAAUUAUUGGAUAUUGUUCAGUGAGUAGCAUUCCUACAAUAUCAGUUGUUAGAAUACGAGAACAUGGAGAUAAAUGGUUUUCCUUAGACAACAGGCGUCUGUGGGUGUUCAAACAGCUUGAACGGCUUGGCUAUUUGGAUACAGUAGAAGUAAGGUGUGAAGUUUUUGAUUAUUACAGGCAUGGCAGAAAAAUAACUACAAAUAAUGGAGGAAUUUCGAUUAGAAUUCGAGGUGACAGUGACCCCGAGGGUGAGGGGCACACUUUGCCAGAUAAAUGGUACCCAAAACUACAAAAGAUGCUAGAGAGGGAACGCAGAAAAGAUGUCCACAGUCAUAUGGCCAGUAAAACAAUCUCUGACAGGCCAGUAUCCAGACAUCAUCCUAUAAGCGUCACUCAGGAUAAUGUAACAAAACCUUCUAUAUCAAAACCAUGUUACGUUAAAGAUGAGUAUGCAGGAACUAAUGUGCCUAUAAAACGUGACAAAAGAACAUCUUUACAGCAGGGUAAUUUGUUUGUAGGAAACUCUCAAAGUCAGUGUGACAGUAGCCUGACAAGCUUUCGAACGAAAACAACACAGGAAAUGCCUGUAAACAAUUCUUUAGAGAACUCUUCACGUAUGGAACAAUAUCAUACACCACGGAGUACACCAUCAAACCGGCAUAUGUUUGAAAAUUACACAGAUAAUUCAAGUCGUUUACCUUCAGCACAUUCAGUGUUUCAAAGAGAAAAUGAAACUAUACCUUUUAAAAACCAGCGUAAAACUGGUGGUAACGAUGAUGGGACAUUUUCAGACAGGCUUAGUAGACUUAGAGUCACCGACACUCCAAAAGAGUCAUACAGAUAUUCCGACAUAUCGCAAGAAAUUUACCAUCCCAUUCUCAACAAGCAUGUUGUUUCUGAUAUACGUGAGACGUCUUUUGAUGAAACCGUUGACGGAGGUUUCAAAACGAGGACUGGUUAUCGAACACACUCAAUCACUGACAAAACAUUAAAAGAAAGGGAGACUGACAGAAGUGGGUUGUAUCGGGAUUAUAUGUUGACCCACUCAGAUAAAAGUGCAAGAAAAGGUAAUAGCCCGAAGAUAAACCAAUUGUAUUUCUCUGGGUACAACACAGCUACAAAGGUUUUGAUGCCUUCUAAAUACCCAAAAGAAGAUCUAGCGGCAUACGAAAUGUCAGUAAACCGGGACCACGCUUUAAAGGGAAAGGCAGAAAUAUAUGGGUACUAUGAGCACACUUGUGCUACAGAUGACGUUUUGAAGGUUAAAGAAACGCAUUAUGUUCAUGCGAGAGCGCCAUGUGUUAGACCUUUAUCCAUACCCAAACAGUUCUGUGCAGCAGCAGAUGAACACGGUGCCACAGCUAUGGUUACUAAGACAGACGAUCGUACAAGUUACUGUAGUCCAGACUCUAAAGCUUUUGACUCUAGUGGGGUAUUUGGUCUCAAAGUCAGAUCUUCCACUCGUUGUGACAGAAAUAGUGGGCUCACAAGACAGCAGUUUGCUAAAUAUGUUCCAACAUGCACGGAAGGAGAAGUUGAAACAAACAUGUCAAAACUGUUAAACCGACAACGAUUCAGACACCUAUUACGAGACGCCUGGAGUACAGAGGCAGUUUAUGGGUCAAGUGAUGAUUCUUCAUAGAGCAUAUACCCACUUUAAUUCUUAUUUCCAUUUGGAUAAAUUUUUAUUACUUCAUGAAAAAGCAUCCACCAGUAAAAGUGCGUGUUUCGUUAUUAGAAUAUGUCCACAGGUCGUGGGAGAGAGAUCAGAACACAGCACGUGAUUCUACUCUAUACUAUUUACUGUAACGACUGACUAGCACGGGAAGCGCUCUCAGAAUAUGUAGGGGGCAUUUACGCAUGCGCAUUUAACAUAAACAAAAGUAACACAUUAACAAAGUAUAACAAAUAUAACAGAAAAUCAGAUUAAACAGAAUAAUAAAAAUUAGUACAUUGUAUUGAUUAAUACAUGUGUAACAUCAAGAAAUUGUUAUGAAGCAAUAAUAAUGUUCCUAAUAUAGUAAAUAGAGUAAAAAGCUCUGAGCGAUUUUCUCACACUCCGACCAGAUCGUGUUACAUAACUGUAACCAUUUUUGGAUUUGUCAUUGAUGCUGGGCAGAGCGGUAUCAGGGGUUCUCAGUGGGUAAUUGUUGUUGGUGUUAUUUUGGCGCGACUUUGCAUGAUUUGAUUUGGACUUUAUGAACAUGCGAUUGCGCCUGUAUCUCGCGCCAUCGGAUGCCUGAAUUUUGUAUGACCUUUCGUUGUGCUGCUCAAGCACUUUCCCUGGUUCCCAUUUUUCUUCCGGGGUUUUCUAAUGUGAUAUUUUCCCCUGAUUGCAGAGAAGGGAGUGAUCGUGUGGA
Messenger RNA from Mercenaria mercenaria, 2758 nucleotides. RefSeq lists its product as uncharacterized. The transcript has a single exon. Bases 289 to 2040 code for a protein of 583 amino acids. NCBI's taxonomy places the organism in Eukaryota, Metazoa, Mollusca, Bivalvia, Venerida, Veneridae. The record is from RefSeq and is a predicted model, not a curated record.